Molecule: messenger RNA, 3635 nt
Organism: Impatiens glandulifera
Lineage: Eukaryota; Viridiplantae; Streptophyta; Magnoliopsida; Ericales; Balsaminaceae
Product: probable lysine-specific demethylase ELF6
Exons: 8
Coding region: 145-3369 (1074 amino acids)
Biological process (GO): chromatin remodeling
Cellular component (GO): nucleus
Molecular function (GO): histone H3K4me/H3K4me2/H3K4me3 demethylase activity
Source: RefSeq, a predicted model, not a curated record
UCGGAAUGUCGCUGAUAACCUAGACACAAAAUUUCUUCUCUUUCUCUCUCUCUCUCUCUCUCUGAACUGGUCCUUUUGGAACAACCAACUGCCAUCGAUUGGAGUUACAGGAGAUUCGUUUUAUGGUAUUGAGUUCUAAUUACUAUGAAGGGAGUGAAAAUACCGGACUGGCUUAAAGGGUUGCCUGUAGCACCGGAAUUUCACCCAACGGACACUGAAUUCGCAGACCCAAUUGCUUAUAUAUCAAAAAUUGAGAAAGAAGCUAGUGCCUUUGGUAUAUGCAAAAUCAUUCCACCAUUCCCAAGACCUUCAAGGAAGUAUGUCAUUGCUAACUUAAACAAGUCACUUUCAAAGUCUCCGGAAUUGGGUCCUGAUGUUAAUUUGACUAGAUUGCAAUCUUCUAUGAAAUCGGAUUCUGUAACUAAUACAAAUGAAGGAGAAAACAGGGCAGUGUUUACUACAAGGCAACAAGAGCUGGGGCAAGAUAGUAGAGUUCUUAAGGGAGGAACUAUUCAGCCUCAAUUUUUGGCUCACAAGCAAGUAUGGCAAAGUGGGGAAGUUUAUACACUGGACCAAUUUGAAUCCAAAUCAAAAGCUUUUGCUAAGAGCCAAAUGGGUACUUCCAAGGAAGUUUCUCCAUUGGUUGCAGAGGUGAAGUUCUGGAAUGCAACUUUAGAGAAACCUAUAUACAUAGACUAUGCUAAUGAUGUUCCUGGCUCUGGAUUUGGAGAUCCUGAUGGAUCAUUUAAGUUUUUCCAAAGGAGGAGGAGAAGGAGAAGGAAGAUCUUCAAGGACAGUACACAUGGAAUAGACACCAAUAAUUACAAAGCAGAUACCAUUCUUGAGCAGGACACAUCAGAUCAGAUAACGGGUAGCUCACCAAUUCUGAUACCAGAAGUGCUACCGGAAGCUUCUGGUUGUAAGCUUUCAAACAGUCCCUGGAAUUUACAAGUGAUUGCAAGGUCUCAUGGUUCACUUACUCGUUUCAUGCCUGAUGACAUUCCUGGUGUUACUUCACCCAUGGUUUAUAUUGGCAUGCUGUUCAGUUGGUUUGCUUGGCAUGUUGAAGAUCAUGAACUACAUAGCUUAAAUUUUCUCCACACUGGAUCUCCAAAAACAUGGUAUGCUGUGCCAGCAGAUUAUGCACUUGCUUUCGAGGAAGUCAUUCGCACCAAAGCAUAUGGAGGGAAUAUAGACCAAUUAACUGCUCUGUUGCACUUGGGCGAAAAGACUACUGUUUUAUCUCCUGAAGUUGUUGUUGCAUCUGGCAUUCCAUGUUGCAGGCUGGUACAAUAUCCUGGGGAGUUUGUUGUGACAUUUCCAAGGGCUUAUCACAUUGGCUUCAGCCAUGGUUUUAAUUGUGGAGAAGCUGCAAAUUUUGGAACUCCAAAGUGGCUCAAUUUGGCAAAGGAGGCUGCAGUGCGGAGAGCUGCUAUGAAUUUUCUUCCUAUGCUUUCACAUCAGCAACUGUUGUACCUUUUGACAAUGUCGUUCGUUUCUAGAGUUCCGACAUCCUUAUUAGUACCAUGGGGGCGGAGAUCCCGUUUGAAAGAUCGUCUAAAAGAUGAAAGAGAGCUACUGGUGAAGAGAGCUUUUCUGGAUGACAUAAUGAGUGAAAAUAACUUGCUUAAUGCCCUUCUUGGGAAGGAUUCCUCCCAUCAUGUUGUAUUAUGGUGUGCUGAUUUGCUGCCAUCCCUGAAAAGGGAAACUGUGGAGAACAGUAUUAGCGACGGAUCAACUCUUCCCUCAGACAAUAUCCAUGCUGAUGGUGAUUUGCUUACUGAGAUGAACUUAUGCAUGCAAAAUCUUGAUGAACUGUGUGCAUACGAUGGUGAUCUGUCGGGUGAUUUUCAAGUUGAUUCUGGUCCAUUAGCAUGUACAGGCUGUGGCGUUCUUGGGUUUCCAUUUAUGUGUAUGAUCCAACCAUCGGAGAUAACAUCAAAGAAACUGUUGGAAGAGCUGGGAAUAUCAAAACUAGAGAAUCGUGAUGAAUCAGACAAAGUGGCAAAUCCUCUAAAGGCUGAAAAUUCUGCCAAAACUUCUAGAAGUUCAUUAUUGGUUGAUUCAAAGGAGGACAGUGGCAUUUCUUCUGGAUCAAAUUAUAAGAAGAAAUGGAACACUUGUAGUAGAUUUUUCAGACCACGUUUCUUAUGCUUGGAGCAUGCUGUACAAGUUCAGGAGCUGUUGCAUUCGAAAGGUGGAACAAAUAUCCUAGUCACUUGUCACUCAGACUUCCAAAAGAUGAAGGCGCAUGCUGUGGUCAUUGCUGAGGAAACUGGUACGCCAUUUGAUUAUAGUGAGGUUCGGUUUGAUAAUGCAUCCAAGGAUGAAUUAAACUUAAUCGAUCUUGCGAUGAAUGGUGAACAAAUGGCUAAUGUUGAAGAAGAAGAUUGGACAUGUAGCCUUGGUAUUAAUUUGCAAUACUAUGUGGUCAAUAAGAGAAAAGAUUCUUCUUCAUCUAAGCAAGUAAAAAAUGUGUUGAAGUUGGAUGCGUUGUUUGGUCAAAGAAACUCCAAUUCAAUAGAUUUCAACCUCAAAUGGCCAUCUAGAAAGUCCCGAUCAAACCGAAGUCACCUAAAUCAUCCAGUCAUGUCUAAAACAAGCAAUGACAUUCUUCUAGAUGUUGGAAAUCAGAUGGAAACGACCUGUUUGGCCAAUGAAGCUUCUGAAAAAAAUAUUGUUGCAAAAUCAGAUGAUGGUAAGAAACUUAUACAGUAUUCACGGAGAAGCAAAAAUGUGAAGAACCUGAUCACAGUGGUGAAACAGAAUGAUGCAACAAUUAGUAACACAGACCAGAACACUGAAAAUGUGAUAGCUCCAACUGAUGAAUCUCCUUCAAUGGAUCCUAGAAGAAAGAAAGAGAUAGAAAUGCGAAUUGACGAGAGAUGUGAUUUCUUUAUCAGGAGUCCAUGUGAAGGUCUGAGGCCGAGGGCAAAGAAGGAAACAAUUAAUAACGACAAUGAUGAUAAUGAUAAUAAACAAACCCCUGCAAAAAGGACAAAGAGGGCUUGUGGUGAUAGUAAUAACAAUAGGUGUGAUCUGGAAGGGUGUAGAAUGAGUUUCAAGACGAAGGAGGAACUUGUAAUGCAUAAAGACAAUAUUUGUGUAUACAAAGGUUGCAAAAAGAAAUUCAGCUGUCAUAAAAACACAGUUAAUCAUCAGCGGGUGCAUGAAAAUGAUAGGCCACUCAAAUGCCCAUGGAAGGGUUGCAAAAUGACUUUCAAAUGGGCUUGGGCUAGGACAGAGCAUUUACGAGUUCAUACUGGUGAGCGUCCGUAUAAGUGUAUAGUUGAAGGGUGUGGGCUUACCUUCAGAUAUAUAUCGGAUUUUAGCAGGCAUAGAAGGAAGAAUGGACAUUAUGUUCAUUAAUUAAAGAUGUUUUUACCUUGAUUAGGUGCUUGUUCUCAUGAUGUUUAUAGUUCAUGUAGAGUAUUCAUCUAGGGUGGAAAGUUAGCACCAAAACUGUGUAUUUGAUUUUAGGGUUUCUUUUCUGGUUCAUGUUAAUUGUUAGGGGUAGACUUACCCUUCUUGUAGUAGGAUAAGGAGAAAAGUAUUCUUGUUAAGUCUUUGUCUGGUUGGAUGGUUAGGACCCGGAACCUCUUUUUCGGUUUUCUUUUUUUCUGAACACCUUUUUU